AAGGAGCGAGGGCUGCGGCGGCCCCACCGGAGCAAGGCAAGGGGCGCGGGCGCUAGUCGCGCUCGCCCCGCUCUGGGCGGUGCGGGUCAUGGCUCCGCCCCCGGCGCCCGGCCGGGACCGUGAGAGCCGGGAGAAUGAGGACGGCUGGGAGACUCGGGGGGACCGCAAGGCCCGGAAGCCCCUGGUGGAGAAGAAGAGGCGCGCGCGGAUCAACGAGAGCCUUCAGGAGCUGCGGCUGCUGCUGGCGGGCGCCGAGGUGCAGGCCAAGCUGGAGAACGCCGAGGUGCUGGAGCUGACGGUGCGGCGUGUGCAGGGCACGCUGCGGGGCCGGGCGCGCGAGCGCGAGCAGCUGCAGGCGGAAGCAAGCGAGCGCUUCGCGGCUGGCUACAUCCAGUGCAUGCACGAGGUGCACACGUUCGUGUCCACGUGCCAGGCCAUCGAUGCCACCGUCGCCGCAGAACUCCUGAACCACCUGCUCGAGUCCAUGCCUCUGCGCGAGGGCAGCAGCUUCCGGGAUCUGCUGGGGGACGCCCUGGCCGGGCCUCCGGGAGCCCCUGGGCGAAGCGGCUGGCCCACGGGAGGGGUCCUGGGGUCCCCUCAGCCCAGUACCCCAGGCCCCGGGGACGACCUGUGCUCCGACCUGGAGGAGGCCCCCGAGGCUGAACUGACCCGAGCGCCUGCUGAAGGGCCAGACUUGGUGCCAGUGGGCCUGGGCAGCCUGACCGCUGCCCGCAUAGCUCAGAGCGUCUGGAGGCCUUGGUGACUAACACCAGCCCGAGGUUUGCGAGGGUGGGCGUGGCCUUCCCUUGCUCUGUUCCCUCCUCCCUGCGGUCCAGAUGUGGUGGGGCAAGGGGGCCUGGCUGUCUCCCAGGGCUGCCUGCUCUCUUCCUCCAGUGGCUGGGUUGCCGGGCAGUCUGGGAUGACCAGCCCAGUCAGGCCCCUAGCCCUGUUUCUUCAGGAAGUAUCUCUUACGGACCCCACAGUCCCGUCCCCCCCCCCGCCCCCCCCCCCGCCCGUGGGUGGAGGGCAGGAGCUACAGGAGGAAUCUUAGGGAACCAGGGCUUUCCAGGGUUUCACUGUCCCAGCCUUCUCAGGUACCGUGUGGAUCUGGGGGCAGGGGUGACCAGAAUGGUGCCGAAGUCCUUCUCGGGCCUGGGCACUAGUGACGGGACAGAGGGACACCUCAGACCCUGACAGCCCUGGCCUGAGCAGAAGCUUGAACUCGCCACUUGAGUCAGGACACAGGAGAGGCGGGUGCUUCCUCCACCUGCCAGAGAGAAGCAAAGCUCCCUGGACGUCUUGAGUCUGUGUGUUAGGUUACCACCACGUGUUCCAGUUUUCUUAAAUAAAGCAUCUUGGAGAGUUAGCUACCCUUCUGGAG
Molecule: messenger RNA, 1381 nt
Organism: Zalophus californianus (California sea lion)
Lineage: Eukaryota; Metazoa; Chordata; Mammalia; Carnivora; Otariidae
Gene: HES6
Product: hes family bHLH transcription factor 6
Exons: 4
Coding region: 89-763 (224 amino acids)
Biological process (GO): anterior/posterior pattern specification; regulation of neurogenesis; regulation of transcription by RNA polymerase II
Cellular component (GO): nucleus
Molecular function (GO): DNA-binding transcription factor activity, RNA polymerase II-specific; RNA polymerase II cis-regulatory region sequence-specific DNA binding; protein dimerization activity
Source: RefSeq, a predicted model, not a curated record